Epinephelus fuscoguttatus (brown-marbled grouper) is the source of this 1706-nucleotide messenger RNA. Its product is annotated as zinc finger protein with KRAB and SCAN domains 8-like. The transcript has 2 exons. The record is from RefSeq and is a predicted model, not a curated record. NCBI's taxonomy places the organism in Eukaryota, Metazoa, Chordata, Actinopteri, Perciformes, Serranidae. Bases 137 to 1570 code for a protein of 477 amino acids.
UUAAGAGUGUGACGUCUAGCGGAAGUAAACAAAGCAGGCGCUAGCACUGUUAGCUCUGUGGAUGUAUUCUUAGCUGGAAGCGGAUAUUUACAGUCGUAACGCAAGCAUAUGUAAUUUAAUUUGCAAUUUUGCAACAAUGUCUUCAGUUCAGUAUUUAAGAGAGUUUAUUAACGAGAGACUAACUGCUGCUGCUGAAGAAAUAUUCGGAGUUUUUGAGAAAAUGGUCGUCGACUACGAAGAAGAGAUCGACCGUCAGCGCAGACUGCUGGAUAUAGCUUGGAAACCUGAUAUUAAGUUACUCAGGAUAGAGCUUCCACAGCAACAUGUCUGUAAGGAGGAGGAGGAGGUUCUCGCCGACCAGCAGCUCUGUAUUCAGGAGAGGAGCUCCAGUGUGGAGCAAGAGGAGCCAGAGCCUCCACAAAUUAAAGAGGAAGAGGAGGAACUGUGCAGCAGUCAGGAGGGAGAGCAGCUUGAAGUGAAGCAGGAGACUGAUGACUUUAUGUUGACUCCUACUUAUGAGGAUAGUGACCACAGUGAGGAUCAGAGUUUGAACUUGAUUAUUGAUGAAACUCAAAAUGCGGUGGAGAAAAACUUUAUAAACUACAUUUUAGUUAAACGCUCUGUGGUCUCGGAACCAAACAGUGACCACCAGCUCCUCUCUCACAACUCUCAUGCAGCUGAGAGCCAAGUUCAGGUAGAUGGCAAGCAUGGAGACUCAGGUUUGACUGGAAAUGCAGAGCAAACACAACCGAAUCAACAUCACAACAAUAGCAGUCACACUAAUAAUGUAUCCAACCCUGCUAUGUCAACAGUUUACUGUAAUACUCAGACAGGUAAAAUGUCUUUCAAAUGUGACACAUGUGGGAAAGCUUUAAACUGUAAGUCAGCUUUGAAGAGACACCUGAUAACACACACAGGUGAGAGGCCAUAUUCUUGCCAAACAUGCGGGAAAGAUUUCGGACAUAAUAGUGACUUGAUAGUCCACAUGAGAAUGCACACAGGCGAGAAGCCAUAUCCUUGCAACACCUGUGGGAAAGGAUUCACUAAGGCGUCAGUAUUGAAGGCUCACAUAAGAACACACACAGGUGAGAGGCCGUACUCUUGCCAAACAUGUGGGAAAGAUUUUGGACGUAACAGUGACUUGACUGUCCACAUGAGAAUCCACACAGGCGAGAAGCCGUUCACGUGCAAAACAUGUGGCAGAGCUUUCAGACUUAUCGGCCACUUGAUAGGCCACAUGAGAACUCACACAGGUGAGAAGCCGUAUCUUUGCAAAACAUGUGGGGCAGCUUUCAGACAUAGUAGCCACCUAAUAGGCCACAUGAGAACCCACACAGGUGAGAAGCCGUUUAUAUGCAAAACAUGUGGGAGAGCUUUCAGACUUAGAAGUCACUUGAUGAGCCACAUGAAUACCCACACUGGGGAGAAGCCACAUACUUGCAACACCUGCGGGAAAAGCUUUUGUCGGAUGUCACUAUUGAAGUCUCAUUUGAGAAUCCAUACAGAUGACAGGAGCCCUGUUCUUGCAACACAUGCAGAAGAGGUUACGGAUGUAAUCGUGACCUUAUAAGCCACAUGAGAACCCACACAGGAGAGAAGCUGCUUACAUGCAAAAGGUGGGAGAGCUUACUUGAAGAAAAACACCUGAGAACUGAUAUACACAGGAGAAACCAUCAAGGAGAAACCCCCAUGAAGAUGUGUUCACU